Molecule: messenger RNA, 1041 nt
Organism: Paraphaeosphaeria sporulosa
Lineage: Eukaryota; Fungi; Ascomycota; Dothideomycetes; Pleosporales; Didymosphaeriaceae
Exons: 4
Coding region: 1-1041 (346 amino acids)
Source: RefSeq, a predicted model, not a curated record
AUGCCCGGAAAACCCCAUUACGGCGAUGUCGACUUUCUCGUCUCCGGCUUCCUGCCCGAGCCUCCUGGCACGUCCUUGAACUGGCGGCGCAAGGUCGCAAGCAGUAGAGACGCGCUAGGCACCCGGCACGUCCCUCACCCGAAUGGCGAACACUGGAUCCAGAUCGACAUCAAGUGGGCUGAAGAUGCUGGGCUCCUCGAUCAAGCCACUCGGCUUGAAGAUCAGCCCGACGGGUUUCCACAUCCGCGUAGAAGAAAUGGAGGCAACCAAUUCCCUGGGAGUUUGGUUUUCGCUACGAAGCAACCUACGGACGCGCUCAGGAUCUUAGGGCUGGACACACGCUUCUUGCUUGCGUGUUUCGCUGCUACGGAAGAAACAUGUCUCGACGAGGGCAAGCAUCGCGGCCAUCUCGAGGACCGCUCUGGGCCGUGGUUGGCUUUCGUCUUCGAGUGGUUACCGCAGCGUAUCCCGAAUAUCGUCUUCCUGACCAAGAAAUCCCACUUCACAGGUGGCGCAAGCAGACGAGGGUUGCCAUGCGCGAGAAAGUUUUCACGCUGUUCUCAGCAAUCACUAAAGAGUACUAUACGAAGCUUGCGAAUCAUUGAAACAAUUGAGGAACAUCGUCUCCAGCAGCUACUCAUGGAGGCUAUCUCCGAAGGACAAGAUGGCUGGAGCGACGAGAUCCCUCUACAUACCAUAGUGGUCCAAGGCGCAGCCUCAGGGACACCGCCACUAAUGCCAGUUGUUCCAGCUCAAGGAGAUACCGCGUGCGCUUCGGACCCUCCCAGCUUGAUGUUCGACGCUUCGAGCGACCUCAUUUUCUCGCGUCCAGUAACACCUCCGCAUACACCGCCUACCUGUGUCACGGACAUCAAGCCUUCGACCCCAACGACCGCUUCCCCAAUAGAAGAUCUCCGAUCAGUCCUCUUGACGCCCAUCCACACACAGCACCUCCCUCGCGAUCCGCCUCUCUUCUUUGUAGCUCGCCCACCUGCCAAUAACAUGUCGCCCGCCGCAAAACUCGACUGCCUCGCCAUGUAG